AUGUCGGUGUUGGAAAAUAAAGAGAACAGAGAACCAACCAAAAAUCUUGAAGAUGAAAAUGUGAAAGAAGAAAUUGAGAAAUACAAAGGUGAAAUUGAAAAACUCUUGAAAGAAGGUGCUUGCAAAGACCAGUGCCUGAAAAACUAUUUUCAGAAAGACGAGCAAUUUAGAAAAUUUGUUAACCAAUGCAAAAGUGAUAUCAAAGUUCUGGAAUCUAAGAUACAGCAACAGGCUGAAGAAUUGUCCUUACAAUCUCGAUUUUUGCAGACACGCCUGGAACAGCACUCAAAUGCACAAAAUGCACUUUCACAAGAACUUCAAAAAUUUGUUGCAAUCAAAAAUACCAUUAAAGACUAUCAGAAAAAUGAAAAAGAGCUUGAAGACAAGAAACAAACACUGGAAACCCAAUUGAACGAACAAAACGCCAAAUUUGGAUCAAAUCAAGACAAUUGCAAUGUUGAGAUUCAAAAGAUUCGAGAAAAAACCAAUCAAGAAAUUGAGGCUUGCAAAAAGGAAAUUGUAGAAGUACAAGCAAUUUAUAAAAGAUUGCAAAUCAGAACUAGCUCUCUGGAAACUUCCCUGUCCCAGAAAUCCCAAGAGUGUCAAGAAUUGUCUAUACUGUAUGACGAUAUUUCCAAAAAAGGAUCUUUAAUGUAA
Ceutorhynchus assimilis (cabbage seed weevil) is the source of this 657-nucleotide messenger RNA. NCBI's taxonomy places the organism in Eukaryota, Metazoa, Arthropoda, Insecta, Coleoptera, Curculionidae. The record is from the annotation of a GenBank genome assembly.